AUGUCUGCUGCAGAUCGUCGUGAAAUCGUCGUCAUUGGCGGUGGUAUAAUUGGAUGCUGCUCAGCAUACUUCCUCACAAGACACCCCUCCUACGACCCAACCUGUCAUAAAAUCACCCUCCUCGAAGCCACCGAUAUAGCCGGCGGGGCAUCUGGCAAAGCCGGCGGAUUACUCGCGCAAUGGGCGUAUCCGAACAACCUCGUAGACCUCAGCUUCCCACUACACGCCCAACUUGCAAAAGAACACGAUGGGAAAAACAGAUGGGGUUACCGAGAGACAAACUGCGGCCAAAUCGUCGUCCGAGGCCGCGCAAUGACCGACAAACCCGCCAACAACAACAACAAACCCUCCGGCGAAUCCCUACAGAAACGCAGCACGGCCGCAAUGUCGAAACUCAAGUCCUCUAACACACCCGAGGAUCUUGACUGGAUUGAACCAGAUCUUAUACGCGCCUACGAGAGUAUGAGCGGACCUGGUGAAACAGCCCAGGUCCACCCGUACCUCUUUACCACGUCCAUGGCCAAACUAGCAGAAGAGAAAGGCGCGGAAAUUAUCCUGAGGACAAACGGCGCAGUCGAGUCUGUCACAUAUAUCGACAAAGCCUCUGGAGACUCACGCACCAUCCCAGCAACAGAUGUCAUUGUCGCCGCAGGACCAUGGACUAGCACCGUCCUCCCCGAAGCGCCCAUUGCAGCAAUGCGUGCUCACAGCGUUGUCAUCCGCCCAACUCGGCCGGUUAGUGCAUAUGCGCUUUUUACGAAUAUCGAGCUCCCGGCCAAUUUUAACCCGAGUGUUAAGUCGAGGGCUACGGCGACGGCACCGGAGAUCUAUGCGCGUCCGGAUGAUACUAUUUAUGCUUGUGGGGAUGGUGAUAAGCUUGUCCCUUUGCCUGCGACUUCUGCGGAUGUGGAGGUUGAUCUGGAACGGUGUCAGGAGAUUGUUGAUCAUGUUGGGAGUAUUUCUGAUGAGUUGCGGGAUGGGACGGUUCAGGUUCGACAGGCUUGUUACUUGCCUAAUAGUACGGGGUUUGGGGGGCCUUUGGUUGGAUUGACUCAUGAUAAGGGGUUGUAUCUUGCUUCUGGACAUACUUGCUGGGGGAUUCAGAAUGGUCCUGGUACGGGGAAGUUGAUGAGUGAGUUUUCCAUUGAUGCCCGUGCAAAGAUGCGACUUGUCGGUUUCUCCCUAUUAACAUCGGUCCUCUAUGCGACCGGGAUCUCAGCAAACAAUGAUCCCACCGAUGCCUCCAUCCUAAUCAACGAGGCCGCUCGCGCCAACAACCACUCCCUGCUAUGGGGCCCCUACAAGUCCAACCUGUACUUCGGAGUACGCCCUCGCAUUGCGAACAGUCUCGCUGCGGGAUUGAUGUGGGCCAAGGUCGAUGACUUUGCCACCGCGCAGCAGAACUUCAGACACACCUGCGAACAAAAUGAGGGUAUGGCUGGAUAUGGAUGGGACGAAUACGAUGUGCGGAAAGGUGGACGCGAGACUAUCCACGAUGCUGGCAACAGUCUAGACCUCACGAUUGAUUUCGUCAAGGUACCUGGCGGCCAGCAUGGUGGUAGCUGGGGAUUCCGCGUCAAGGGCACCCCUCGUGAAGACGGUAGCCCUGACCAGCCCACAACGAUGAUCUUCUAUACGACCCUUGAAGGACUCGGCGAAGUAGGCGUUGAUAUGGACACUGCUUCCUCGAGCUCUCCGCUUGACGGCGACUUGAAAUUCAAUGGCUACUCCUCGGAGCUGGGCGACUUCUCCAUCGAUGUCACCUCUGGCCCGGAGAGUAAUGAAUAUUUCAGUCACAGCCACCCUACUAAUGGUGAGAAGCCAUUGGGGCAGGGUAUCGUGUCAAGUGCGACUAUGCCGCAGCAGGCUCUCUGGCAAGCUAAAGGCAUUCUGUUCACUCAAAUGAAGGGCGAGGUUGAAAAGACCAUCGAGCAGCAUGGAACGGAUAACCCCCCUCCUCCGGCACAGCUGUUUACUAUUCCUCACAUUCCUGGACAGGGUAAUGUUCACAUGGUCCAGAAGGUCUUCACUGGCGCAUUCGAGUUUGAUGUUCUUUUCUCUUCCGGAUCGGCCUCUGAGCCCAUGACUUCGGAUAUUCUCAACAAGGAGCUCAAGGACGCCUCCCUUUCGUUUUCGCAGAGGUUUAAGGAAGUCCUGGAGCCAAAGACGCCCUUCAAGUCGGAAGAGUAUUCGAAAUUCUCCAAGGCUAUGCUCUCCAACUUGAUUGGUGGUGUUGGAUUCUUCCACGGUGACGAUGUCGUCGACCGCUCCGCCUCUCCUGCUUAUGACGAAGAAAACGAAGGCUUCUGGGAGGAGACUGCCCAGGCGAGGGCUGCCGCACAGCCCGUAUUCGAGGGCCCCAAGGACCUCUUUACCUGCGUUCCUUCUCGGCCAUUCUUCCCUCGAGGUUUCCUCUGGGAUGAGGGUUUCCACCUGAUGCCUGUCAUGGAAUAUGACUCUGAUCUUGCUCUCGAGAUCAUCAAGAGUUGGUUCCACCUGAUGGACGAGGACGGAUGGAUCGCCCGUGAACAGAUCCUGGGCCAGGAAGCCCGCAGCAAGGUUCCGCAAGAAUUCACAAUUCAAUAUCCCCACUACGCCAACCCUCCUACUCUUUUCAUGGCCUUGGAAGCUUUCAUGGACAAAGCGAGAACCAACAAGAACAAGAGCGACGAGUCGGAAUCUCUCGAUAUUCCCGAUGUAGCAGAGAACCUCCGCACCGCGACCCUGCGAAACCCCGAACUAUCCGAAGCCUACCUCCGCUCCUUUUACCCCCUGAUGAAGAGACAUUACAACUGGUUCCGCAACACCCAACGCGGCGAUAUCAAAUCAUAUGACCGCGAGGCAUUCUCUACCAAGGAAGCCUACCGCUGGCGCGGCCGCUCUGAGCAGCACAUCCUAACCUCUGGCAUCGACGACUACCCUCGCGCCCAGCCGCCUCACCCGGGUGAACUGCACGUGGAUUUGAUCAGCUGGAUGGGUAUGAUGACUCGUACACUGCGCCGUAUCGCCGAGACCCUGGGCGAGGAAGAUGAUGCGGAGGAAUUCGCUUACUACCAGAACGCUAUUACUCGCAACAUUGACGAUCUGCACUGGAACGAGAAGGAGCAGACUUUCUGCGACGCUACUAUCGAUGAAUUCGAGGAGAGCGUUCACGUCUGCCAUAAGGGUUAUAUUUCUAUUUUCCCCUUCCUUACUGGCAUGCUUGGACCUGAUAGUCCCCGCCUCAAGGCUGUUCUGGAUCUCAUCCAUGACCCCGAAGAGUUGUGGAGUGACUACGGUAUUCGCAGUUUGAGUAAGAAGGAUAAGUUUUAUGGUACCGAGGAGAAUUAUUGGAGAAGUCCCAUCUGGAUGCCUAUUAACUAUUUGGUCUUGAAGAAUCUCUACGAUACCGCCAUCACAAAGGGUCCUCACCAGGACCAAGCGCGGGAAAUGUACUCUCAGCUGCGUAAGAACCUGGUCGAGAACAUCUUCAAGGAGUGGAAGGAAACCGGUUUCGCCUGGGAACAGUAUAAUCCAGACACGGGUAAGGGGCAGCGAACUCAGCACUUUACCGGCUGGACCAGUAUGGUGGUGAACAUGAUGUCCAUGCCUGAUCUCAGCGAGAGUGCAAACAAGCACAAGCACUCCGAGUCGCAUGACGAGCUGUAG
Penicillium cosmopolitanum is the source of this 3648-nucleotide messenger RNA. It is a transcript of the gene cwh41, whose product is annotated as mannosyl-oligosaccharide glucosidase. Gene Ontology annotation, cellular component: endoplasmic reticulum membrane. Gene Ontology annotation, biological process: oligosaccharide metabolic process; protein N-linked glycosylation. NCBI's taxonomy places the organism in Eukaryota, Fungi, Ascomycota, Eurotiomycetes, Eurotiales, Aspergillaceae. The record is from RefSeq and is a predicted model, not a curated record. Gene Ontology annotation, molecular function: Glc3Man9GlcNAc2 oligosaccharide glucosidase activity; oxidoreductase activity. Bases 1 to 3648 code for a protein of 1215 amino acids. The transcript is spliced from 9 exons.